This is a messenger RNA of Panonychus citri (citrus red mite), 1031 nucleotides long. RefSeq lists its product as uncharacterized. The transcript is spliced from 3 exons. NCBI's taxonomy places the organism in Eukaryota, Metazoa, Arthropoda, Arachnida, Trombidiformes, Tetranychidae. The record is from RefSeq and is a predicted model, not a curated record. Bases 161 to 865 code for a protein of 234 amino acids.
AUUUAAUUUAAUCACUUUCACUUGGUGCCUUUGAAAAGUUAACAAUUUAAAAUCCGUCUCAAGGUUUGGGUCAAUUUAAGUUUAACUAAUCCAAUCUCCACAAUUUAAAUUGUCUCAUAAAGUUAAUUUCACCUCAUCAUCUUCACAAUUAAAGUUAAUUAUGUAUCAACAAUUAAUUUCUGUUACCUUUUUAAUUGUUACUUUAGGUUCACAGUUAAUCAAUGGUCAAGCAGCUUCAUGUCAUAUGCGAGAGCUUGACCUUUGUACAGCAACGUUACUUGUGUUCACUCAAAAUCCACAAGGAUUACAAGGGACUGAGGCUGAAAUUGACCGACAGUGUGGUUACAUCAGAGAAGCUCAAUCGUGUCGGCAAAAUUAUACCCGUCGAUGUGUGACCUCACUCCAAAGAGAAAUGGUCGAUUUCUUGGCUGAAGGAGGUAAAACUUUGGCCGAUGAAUUUUGUACUCCUGGAACUGAGAUUCGUGCUGACUAUCGGAAACACGCCAAGUGCCUGAGUGAGGCUCGAGCUACGUCCAAACAAUGUACCAAAGAUUUACAACGAUCACUUGAAGAGGUCUCUCAGACCACUUGGGACAAUCGAGUGGCGAUGGCCUGUUGUGGAUACAACAGAUUCCAAGAGUGUUCGAGCCAAGUGAUUUCCAAUAGAUGUGGUGAUUCCGCUCUCGACUUGAGCCGUAAAAUUAUUCGACUCUCAUCUUCUCGUUUACCUGAAAUUCUGUGUCAAUCUUAUCCCUACUCGAGUUCCAAAUGUUCAGAGAUUUUACCCCCUGAAGGAACUGAACCUCUUGGUGCUCGAUCCAAUAGUGUUCUUUCACGAAUCUUUUCAAGUUACACUGGAAAUUGAAACAAUCAAUUUGUAGAGAAAACAUAAAGUCAAACAAUUAAUCACAACAAUCAAUAACCAUGAAUAGAAAAUAUCUCUUUCUGUUUAUAUCUCGUUUUUUCAAAUCUAAUUAAACAUAAUCACAAAUUUAUUCCUAAUGAUAAUUAAAUUAUUGGUUGAUAAACAA